AUGGAUGAUAACCCAACUCUCUACGAAUGCCACACCGGUAUGCUCGAUCCGAGGCCUCGAGAUGAUCGCGCGUCGGCAAUGUUUGGGCGCAAUGCUACUAUGUCACCACUACUAUGUCUUCCCGCUGAGCUCCGAAACCGAGUCUUUGCUUACAUCCUGGGUGGAUACGAGUUCAAACUCCAGGGAGGGUGGAACGGACGUUGCCAGGCAAGACACAUACUUUCAGAUGUUGGCGGACAUGGCAUACUUGGGCUGCUUCGCACCUGUCGCCAGAUCUAUGCAGAAACCCGGAUGCUCCCAUUCGCACUCAACACCUUCAGCUGCGACGAUUAUCCCACUGUCGAACGAUGGGUACGAAGAAUACCGGUGCAGAUGCGUACUGUCCGGUUUCUCAAGGUGUCGUGGAUUAUCUCUCCGACUUCCAACGAUAAUCGAUACAGACGCGAGACUUGUGGGAAGCGUUUCGACAGUCAUUACAUACUGUCCCAGCUUGAGGGAGUCAUCAAGGCAGAGGUGGAGCUACGCAACGACGGGUUUGAGAACAAAGCUACACCAUCGAUGAAGCAAUGCCUCUCUGAAGCGUCACUCUUGAGCAUGUUUCCUGAAGUGGAGUUUGUCUUUACCUGCAUCGAAUAG
Macroventuria anomochaeta is the source of this 636-nucleotide messenger RNA. RefSeq lists its product as uncharacterized. The transcript has 2 exons. NCBI's taxonomy places the organism in Eukaryota, Fungi, Ascomycota, Dothideomycetes, Pleosporales, Didymellaceae. The coding region runs from base 1 to 636 and encodes 211 amino acids. The record is from RefSeq and is a predicted model, not a curated record.